AUGGCACAAGUUAUUACACAUCCAAUCUUUAACUAUAACAAGGAUGUUUUGAAAGAGAAUGAUAAAAGCAUGUGGGCGCACGUCAUACAUAGAGCAGGCGAACUCCCAUCAAAAAAGUUCGAUACGGCAUUUAGAUACGAAAUUGUUGAAGUUAGUUACGGAAAUAUCACCAAGAUGAGAGGUAGGGAGUUUUUUGAAAAGUUAGAAAAGGGUCAUAGUAGUACACGGAUUUUCUUAGUCCCUUCCUUCUACCAUGGACUUUACGGGGAUUGUUUAAGUCCAGAGCCAAUAGUCGGGUACUUUUUCUUUAAAGACCAAUACUUCCGCGUCGCAAAAGUUUAUUUCUUGGAGGUAGGAACUGAUAUCGUUAUUAGUCUCGAGAAUGGUGUCUUCGACGCUGAUGUCCCUGAUAAGUUGGUAUACCUUUCCACUGUUCGUCAGUUAUUUCCUCCUGGUACUAAUUGGUAUUUAAAGCAAUCGUUUCGCAUAUUUAUUUUUUCUAUGGAAUCAAAAAUCGGAGAAUGGGGAAGCGAAUAUCAUCCACCCGCCGAAGAGGCUUGUCAAGACGUCCGCGAAGAGAUUGCUAAACUAAAUAAAAUCGAGACGUUCUUGAACUUAGCCCCGCAGAUCUUGUCAAAGAACAUAAAGAUCUCUGAAGAGUUUAACGAGCAGGAUUCCAAAGAUAGAAUGGAACUUCUCCAUAGCGUGAUCGUAGAGGCAAAGAAAAAAAUUCACCACGCUAAAAAUAUUCUCUUUCGUCGCAUUUACCCUGGCCUACCACCAACGUUAUUUGCCAUGUUGCUGGGCAUUAUACAAACGUGUAUGAAACUGCUCUCACCUGUACUGAACAUCCUCUUUCAAAUAAAUACCAUAAAGAAUCCCACCAUAUCUUGCUGA
Molecule: messenger RNA, 897 nt
Organism: Naumovozyma dairenensis CBS 421
Lineage: Eukaryota; Fungi; Ascomycota; Saccharomycetes; Saccharomycetales; Saccharomycetaceae
Exons: 1
Coding region: 1-897 (298 amino acids)
Source: RefSeq, a predicted model, not a curated record